Aspergillus nidulans FGSC A4 is the source of this 426-nucleotide messenger RNA. RefSeq lists its product as uncharacterized. The coding region runs from base 1 to 426 and encodes 141 amino acids. The record is from RefSeq and is a predicted model, not a curated record. The transcript is spliced from 5 exons. Lineage: Eukaryota; Fungi; Ascomycota; Eurotiomycetes; Eurotiales; Aspergillaceae.
AUGUAUGUCCUUGCGCAGGUCAUUUGCAAUUUAAAGAUCAAGCAGCUUGUCGACGCCUGGAGGAUGACUAGUGUUCAGGAGCGUAUGACAACCCUGUUGUGGAUUCGCCUCACGCAUUGUCUCAGUUCCCCGUGCGCUUUGAGUUGUCAGGGCAUAUCCAAUAGCACAAAUUGGAUAGGCACUCCAUGUUAUCCCGUGCAAGUCUACGGACUAGAAGUUGCUGUCGUCGUCGGCGCCGAAAGAAAAGCGACGAGAAGAGGCCGCACUGUAGUGGUUGUAUACGAAAUCAUCUCAGUUGCACAUUUCCAAGUGGAGGACAGUCUGUGGACAGACGCACAUGUACAAAAGUCUCCAGGUUGCGGCAAAGAAAAGCUGCAAUUGAAGCCAGUUCACAAAAUUAAUGCUAGCAAUGCCAUGGCCUUUUAA